AAAGCUUGUCAAAAGUGAAAACUAAAUUAAUUUAGUCAGCUGAUUUCAUACAAAAACUUAAUUAUUCCUUGUGGAUAGUACUUAUGUUUCCAUAGAAUUAUAACAUUAAUUCGUAGAUUGUAAUAUUGAAACAAAAAAAUGUUUUACAACUAGUACAUGAUUCAUCAAGAACCAAGGCCGUCGGCUCAUGACGUUACAUUUAAUUAUGAAAUAAGUUGAUUGAGAUGACCUAAUGCUUAUACUUAACACGCUCACGAUCCUUAUCCAAGUGGUGUUUAUUGUGUUUAUGUCAAUAAUAUCUAUGAAUAUAAUCCGACACUUUACAAGUGUGAAAAGAAUGGUUUUUAUAGCUCCGGCGCUCUUUGUGAAUCAUGGAGGUGGUCCACUACCAUUAUUAGGUGACAAGGACCAUAUGGGACUGACGAAUUUCCUACGUGAUGAAGUAAAAAAGCAUGUAAAUUUUAAGGAUUUAAAAGCUAUCAUAUUGGUAACAGCUCAUUGGCAGGAGAAACAUGUAAGUAUAUCAUCCAGCAGCCAUCAUGAUCUUUAUUUUGAUUACUAUGGCUUUCCCCCAGAAUCUUACGAGUACACCUACGACGCACCUGGACAUCCCGAAUUAGCAAAGCAGGUGUACUCAGCCCUAUCGGAUGCCGGGAUUGAAGCAAAAUUAGACUCCUCCCGAGGCUGGGAUCAUGGUGUAUUUGUACCAAUGAUGUUAAUGAAUCCAGAAGCAAACAUUCCAAUAGUACAACUUUCAGUUCUAUCGAAUCAAGAUGCGGAACAGCAUUAUCGACUUGGUGAGGUAUUGCACAAAUUUAGAAAAGAUGGAAUUGCUAUAAUAGGGUCAGGUAUGUCGUAUCACAAUAUGAGAGAAUUUAUGUAUGGAAGGAGUGGCCACAAGGUUGUAAAUGAGGACUUUGAUUCCUUCUUGAAUGAAGCAUGUACAGCUAAUAAUGAUAAGAGAAAAGAAAUGCUAAUGAUUUGGGACAAACAACCAGGAGCAAGAGAAGCACAUCCACCUCGUGCAGCAGAACACUUCAUGCCAUUGGUAGUGAUUGCAGGUGCUGGUGGAAAGGCACCAGGAGAGAGGAUCUUCAACUGGGAUCUAAGUGAUAGCUUUAGAUUAAGUGGAUUUAUAUGGAAAGAUGAAUAAAUAUUUAUUUAUUUUUGUAUUGAGGGUCCAAAAAUAGUAACAUAAAAUAACUAUUCUUCUAUUUGAAAUAUUUUAUAAAUA
Molecule: messenger RNA, 1234 nt
Organism: Pieris brassicae (large cabbage white)
Lineage: Eukaryota; Metazoa; Arthropoda; Insecta; Lepidoptera; Pieridae
Product: dioxygenase tasH-like
Exons: 1
Coding region: 233-1153 (306 amino acids)
Molecular function (GO): ferrous iron binding; zinc ion binding; oxidoreductase activity, acting on single donors with incorporation of molecular oxygen
Source: RefSeq, a predicted model, not a curated record